UUCAGAAUGUGCUUUAAAUUCAAUGUCUGGGUCAGUGCACUUUCAUUUUGAUGGUGGAUCGGUUCAUUUAUGAGCUUUUCUGUCUUUUCUGCUUCAACCCUGCACAGCAAAACAUCACCUGGAUCGGCUCAAAUGCAUCUAACUGAGGAUUGCAAACUUAUCCUGCUGGAUUGGUGAGCCAGAUGAACAACCCUACACUGCUUCACUUCUACAAAACCAAGGGGAAGAAUGUGUGUGUUCUCAUGCUACUGUGUGUUCCCCUCACCAUGAUGGACAUCCCUGGUCCUUGCAAACAUGCCAUCACUAUGGACCACCUGCUUCAACUAAAACAACUGAUCAGUAACCAGUUGCGGACUGGCUGUUCAAUUACAUAUACAUUCAUUGAGAGAAAACACCUGUCACAGAGUCACCAAACCAGAUACAAAAACACCAGCAAAACCAAAACCAACUGCCUGAUCUCUUUUGAAAGCAAAGUGCCAGCCGAGCCCCAUCCCUUUGUAUUUAAUUGUUUUUUUUUUUCACUCUGUCACUCUCUGCAGGAGGACCCUGUAGCAUUCGAGAGGCAAUACAAUGAGUCUCCUGUCCAGGCACUUCAAAGAGUCGAGGAGGUUCUGUCCCUCUACUUGCACCUCAUCACAACCACAAACACUCCUGUUAACUGGACCUGCGAGCAAGAGUAUAGCAGCAAUAUGCCCCCUACUGUAACACAGCUAACCACUAGCACAGAGGCUGCAGUGGAAUUAUUCCGACAAGAUCCUCAGGGGUCCUUCAGCGAUGAUUUCUACAGGCUGGGCUUCAUUGUGGUCUGCAUCUGUGGAGGAUUUCUUAUCCUACUCACUGCCUACUGCCUCCUAGAGAGAAAGAAGCUGCAGCGUCAGCUUCACAGAACAAGAAUAUCAUCAGACUGGGGAUUACAAGUUGUCGAAAACUUUGAAAUCCAAGAGGAUGCAUACCAGAUGAAUGACCGAUGGACACAUUUUGGCUCACACCUCUCCACUGCCUUCUAACUGAUUUGAUCUUUCUGGAGACUCACAAGAGAGCAUAAACAGUGAAAUAGACUGCCUUAUUCUUCAGGAAGACCAUGACCAGAGGAAACAGAUUGAAGAUAAUCAUCUGAUUUUUUUCAAGAUAAUUCAUACACCCCUGGACCUUGUACAUAUGUAAAUAUGCAUAUUAUUACAAACAUCUAUUUCUGGACUACAGGAAAAAUCUAAGUAUUGCAUGCUCAGUGAUGCUACAGUUAUAUCAAUCCACUAUUCACCUACUGUAAGAACUAGAAAAGGGAAUAGGGUUGCAAAAAGGUGGAACAUUUCCAGUAAAUUUCAGAAAUAUUCCAGAAAUUUUGGAAA
Molecule: messenger RNA, 1349 nt
Organism: Sinocyclocheilus grahami
Lineage: Eukaryota; Metazoa; Chordata; Actinopteri; Cypriniformes; Cyprinidae
Exons: 9
Coding region: 183-1007 (274 amino acids)
Cellular component (GO): membrane
Molecular function (GO): growth factor activity; cytokine activity
Source: RefSeq, a predicted model, not a curated record